This is a messenger RNA of Archocentrus centrarchus (flier cichlid), 3331 nucleotides long. RefSeq names its product long-chain-fatty-acid--CoA ligase 1-like. The record is from RefSeq and is a predicted model, not a curated record. Gene Ontology annotation, molecular function: long-chain fatty acid-CoA ligase activity. Gene Ontology annotation, cellular component: membrane; endoplasmic reticulum. The transcript has 21 exons. NCBI's taxonomy places the organism in Eukaryota, Metazoa, Chordata, Actinopteri, Cichliformes, Cichlidae. Gene Ontology annotation, biological process: long-chain fatty acid metabolic process. The coding region runs from base 107 to 2200 and encodes 697 amino acids.
ACCAGCUGAACAAAGUGAAGACCGCCACAGCCACCGCAGCUGCCGCUCCUUCCUGAAGAAACGCGUUCCAGUCUGCUGCUGUAAACAGGUUCAGUACAGAGCAACCAUGCAGGCUCAGGAAGUCCUGAGACAGCUGCGGAUCCCCGAGCUGGAUGACUUUCGGCAUUACGUCAGAGGCUUUCCCACCAAUGCUCUCAUGGGUAUGGGCGCCUUCGCGGCCAUCACCACCUACUGGUUCGCCACCCGGCCGAAAGCCCUCAAACCACCCUGUGAUCUUGGACUGCAGUCAGUGGAAGUACCAGGUGGUGAGCGUGCAAGAAGAUCGGUACUGUGCGACGGUGACUCUUACAUGACACACUACUACAGCGAUGCACGCACAUUAUAUGAGGCGUUCCAUCGAGGGCUCAGAGUUUCAAAUAACGGACCAUGUCUAGGAUCGAGGAAACCAAACCAGCCGUAUGAAUGGCAGACUUAUAAAGAGGUAAUAGACAGAGGAGAGUACAUUGGCUCUGCCUUCCUUCACAGAGGACACUCUCACACAGGAGACAGAUUCAUCGGCAUCUUCUCUCAGAACAGACCAGAGUGGACCAUUGCAGAGCUAGCCUGUUACACAUACUCCUUGGUGGCUGUCCCGCUGUAUGACACACUUGGUACAGAGGCCAUCGACUACAUUAUUGAUAAAGUCACCAUCUCAACAGUGAUCUGUGAUAUCCCCGAAAAGGCCCGGAUGAUUCUGGACUGCGUCAACGGAAAAGCACGAGCAGUGAAGACGAUUAUUCUCAUCGAGGCGUUUGAUAGCGACCUGGUGACCCGCGCAAAGGAGAGCGGCAUCGGAAUCCUGAGCUUAAAGGAGUUUGAGGCCUUGGGUAAAGCUAACCUCCAGAAACCAGUGCCCCCCAAGCCAAACGACCUUGCUCUUAUCUGCUUUACCUCUGGAACAACAGGAUACCCAAAAGGUGCAAUGAUUUCUCAUGAAAAUGUAAUCAGCAACACUGGAGCUUUCAUUAAAGUGACCACGGUACACUGCAUGCUGAACGCCCAUGACAUUCAUGUAUCCUAUCUCCCCCUAGCUCACAUGUUUGAGAGGGUUGUGCAGGGUGUCGUGUUCGUCCACGGGGCUCGAAUUGGCUACUUCCAAGGUGACAUUCGACUCUUGAUGGAUGAUCUGAAAACACUCCAGCCAACAAUCUUCCCCGUUGUCCCACGUCUCCUCAACCGCAUGUUUGACAAGGUUUUUGGCCAAGCCAACACACCGCUGAAAAGAUGGCUGCUUGAUUUUGCCUUCAGAAGGAAAGAGGCGGAGCUUAAAAAUGGAGUAGUCAGAAAGGACAGCAUGUGGGACAAACUCAUCUUCAAGAAAGUGCAGGCGAGUCUGGGCGGCCGUGUGAGGCUCAUGAUUACGGGAGCAGCCCCAGUAUCCGCGACCAUCCUGACCUUCUUGAGAGCUGCUCUCGGCUGUCAGUUUUAUGAAGGCUACGGUCAGACUGAAUGUACAGCUGGCUGUACCAUGUCAAUGCCUGGGGACUGGUCAGCAGGUCAUGUUGGGCCUCCUCUGCCCUGCAAUGCUGUUAAACUGGUGGAUGUGGCAGAAAUGAAUUACCUGGCAGCCAAUGGAGAAGGAGAGGUGUGUGUCAAAGGACCAAAUGUAUUCCAGGGAUAUGUGAAAGAUCCUGAGAGAACAGCUGAGGCUAUUGACCAGGACGGAUGGCUGCACACUGGAGACAUUGGAAAAUGGCUUCCUAAUGGCACUCUGAAGAUCAUUGACAGAAAGAAACACAUUUUUAAGCUGGCACAGGGAGAGUACAUCGCCCCGGAGAAAAUAGAAACCAUCUAUGUUCGCAGCGAUCCUGUGGCCCAGGUAUUUGUUCAUGGCGACAGCUUACAGGCAUGCCUGGUGGGGAUAGUGGUGCCCGAUCCCGACUUCUUACCUAUUUGGGCCAAGAAAAAAGGGCUUGAAGGCUCCUACUCUGAGCUGUGCAAUAACAAGGAUGUGAAGAAGGCAAUUCUGGAGGACAUCUUGAAUUUGGGCAAAGAAGCAGGUCUCAAGUCCUUUGAACAGGUCAGGGACAUUGCAUUACAUCCCGAGAUGUUUUCUAUCCAGAAUGGUCUGCUGACUCCCACCCUGAAAGCCAAGAGGGCGGAGCUCCGGAGCAGCUUCAGAGAACAGAUUGAUGAACUUUAUUCCAAAAUUAAGAUGUAAUAGUUUUAUUGGGAAGCCAUUCAGAGACAGCCAGAACCAAACUGUUUAUUGAGGAAGUCCGUCUCACUUUUUCUGCAAGUGACAAUCUUAAUAAUUCUGUGGGGAAUGCUUUCAAAAGAAUUGGAUAAUAAAUUUCAAUGUAAAAGUAUAUUUUAUCCUCACUCUGAUUUAGUAACUGCACAGCUACAUUAUCCCAGCUAACACUGGCUAGCUGAAGGAGUUCUGCAGAACCUGUCAUCAUGUUUCUUAAAUUGGCAAAGAGGGUAGUGUGACUUCCUCCUUUUACUACCGUUAAGUCUGCCAGCUUCAUGGUCAGAAAGGUGAAUCCUGAAAACAUUUCUGCUAGUUUUAUUCACAAGAGCAACAGAGAAAAAUCUUUUAAAAUGCUUUUACAACAGUGACAGAUAUUGACUAUUUAUAUACCAUGACAUUUCAUGCUUUGGUUAUCUAUUUAAGGGGAUAUUUAAGAUCAUCUUUUUGUAAAUAGUGUAUCUGCUGGAAAAUUACAUUUGUGUACAGGGUACUGUUCCAGAUUCUCUGUAGCUUCCCUGCAUUCCCAUUUUCCUUAAUGCUGCCGGCUAAAGGACUGACUUGACGAACCUGCUUUAAUAACGUUUUUUUGGUUAACAGCCUAUUGGGAAUCAUGCUGGCUGACAGAUUUUGUUCCGUUUUAAAUGUUGCAUGUAAAAUAUUCUCUGCUGCUCUGCUGUACACGCAGCACCUCUUUUUAAAUGUCCUACAUUGGUGUGCCACAGGCUGAGGAAUGAAGCUGCACAGUCAUUGUUUGUAUAUUCUGCAAGUAUUUGGGGUAAAAACAUUUAAUAACAGUGAUUUUUAUAAUUGAUUUUUAGGAAGCCAAAUUGUUCAAAUGGUUUUCGUGUCUUUUACUGACAAUUUCCUAAAUCAGCAGCCUUCAUUUCAGCUAUUUGACAAAAAGGUUUGUUGUGAAUGCAGGUUGUGUGAUCAUUAUGGACAUCUAAUCAUGUGAAGGUCCCCUUAAUAGCAUAAGCCAUACUGUUGUUUUAGUUUUUAAUGAAUUGUGAUCUUAAAAAGGAGAAAUGUGCAGUUUUGUGCUUUAAUGGAAAUUGUAGGAUCUUUGUCUGUGCUAAAUAAAUACUUUUGUUCUGGUAA